Messenger RNA from Laccaria bicolor S238N-H82, 1092 nucleotides. RefSeq lists its product as uncharacterized. NCBI's taxonomy places the organism in Eukaryota, Fungi, Basidiomycota, Agaricomycetes, Agaricales, Hydnangiaceae. The record is from RefSeq and is a predicted model, not a curated record. Bases 1 to 1092 code for a protein of 363 amino acids. The transcript is spliced from 9 exons.
AUGUGGCUGAACAUGCAUACUAUGCCAGAUCGUUACUUCUCUCAUCCUUUUGUGGAUGAAGAUGUUGACUGGGCAAAAUGUAGAGUUCACAAGCACUCCCUGAAUGGUGCAAAGGGAAUUGAUGGCAUCUCUUAUGACAGAAUUCUCAACUUCCCCACCCAUGAUCUUGUGUCCCUCUUCAACAUCUGUGUUGAGAAAUGUGAUGUGCCUCAAAGCUGGCUAAUGACAUUUCUGGCAGUGUUUUUGAACACCAUGAGGCUAUAUUGUAUCUCAUGUUGUUUGAAGGUCCCAAAAAGACGAGAGGUUCGCGUGUCUGCAUUCCGGAGAUAUGUUGCAUUUUCUGUUUGGGGGGGCAAGUACACUAGCCGGCUCUCGGCUAGCCAAGCCGCAGCAACACUAUCCUGUGCAUGUACUCUACAGGCAGACAUCAAUGACUCCGAAAAAACCAUUCUGUUGAAGAAUCUCAUCACCGCCACUGGUCCUAUCAAGUUGUCAGAUGUGUUGAGCUAUCAGCAUUAUCUCGAUGUUGCCAUGCCUGGACACUGCAAAGUGCUGACACAGCUCAUGACUUUGUGCCACACCCUUGCCAUGAAUUGCCUUCAAUGGGAUUCUCUGUGGCGAAGAGCCAUUCCACAGGAGCUGAGGUUAUGUCGUUUCUGUCACACUGAAGUUGAGGAUGAGUGCCAUGUGAUGCUCUACUACAUCACAACUACAGCACUUACAGAGAAAAGGGGUGUCUUUUUUUCAGAUGCUCAGCAGGUCCUGCUGGGAGUCCAGACUGCAGUCUUAGCUCUUCCUUCUCCAGACUUGUUGCGUUUUUUACUUGGUGAAAAGAGAUGUACCAUUUCUGUUGCAGAUAAGAUGGUCAAGGUCAGUCGUGCUCCUCCUGGGUUAUGCCAUGAGCCCUUCCAAUGUGGUCAGGGGUGGGGCGCUACAGUUGUCUGUCAGAAGCUGGUUGUUCCUCAUUGGGACUGCUCCAGAAUACAUCUACUCUACUCUACUCAUGAUUCCAACUAUGCUACUUUCACUCAAUGUAACACUUCAGGCAGCGAUGAAUAUGAAGGGCCACAUAUGUGUAAACAUAGGGACUAA